GGAAGAAGGCGGGAGAGACAGGGAGCUUCAAAGAACACAGACACAAAUUCGGGAUCUACUGAAUCCAUGGAGCUCUCUGAUGAUGAGCGUAUUGGUCUGGUCGGGUUUCUGAGCGAGCACGUGAACAAGAACCAGCUCGAGAUGGUGGAACACAAAGCCUGGACCUGCCUUAAAGACGAUGCUGAUCACAAGAUUCUCAAAGGCAUCCGGAAGUUGGUGUUCGUGCGCAUGGACAGCCCCGAGAGCAUGUCUCAGUCCAACUUCAACAACCUAGUUAACAGACGCUUGGGGUUACCUCCGGGGCAGCAACAGCAACAGGGUGGUUCUGCCAAUGCAGCGAAUAGCAGCACUCCCAACCAUGCGGGUAGUGCCGGCGGGGGCGGUGGCGGACCCAGAGGAGGCCCUGCUCAAAGGGCCAACCAUAGUGGCGCCGUAAACGGUAACCCCAACCCUGCCAGUGGCGGUUCCGGGGGCGGAGGUGGAUCUGGACAAGGCUCUGCUCAAGGGGCCAGCCGCGUUGGCCCUUCUAACGGUAGCCCCAGCCCUGCGGGUGGUGGUUCCCGGAGUCGCGGAGGCGAUUCUGCUCAAUCGCCCAUCCAUGUGUCUGCGGUAGAGUUAGAAGACACCGACGAAGAAGAAGGAAACACCAUGUCUGAGCACGACCAGAACGACGACAACGGGGAAGAUUCCGACGGGGGGGAUACCGACCUCGAGGAUACCCCCGCGGCGAAAUAUGAAGAGCACAAAUCCGGCUUCCUUCAGCGCCGUAGAUGGAAGGUGAAGGAGUUCGAGCCUCCGGGAGAGCCGCCCGGGAACGGCUACUGGGUCGAUCCAAGUAGCGAGGAUGACGGAAUAGUGCUGUUUCGGAUGCCGAAACCGGGCGACUUGGAGCAAGCGAAACCCCGACCCGCGCCGACCUACAUCACCAAUAACCCUUACUGCACGGAUGCCCCGAAGGCGUCGUUCGUUAAGAGGGUCGCGAUGUACGGCCUCUUAAAAGUCGUGGCUGUUUCUUCCCAGGGCGGAAUUUGGCGGGCUCCCGAUGCAGACAUCGAGAGGGUCCUGAGAAAGGACCCUCGCGUUCCAUCCGAUAUAUCUGCCAUGCCUGGUGAUGCAUACGUCAAGGUCAUGGGGGAGGCUUUCCGUCGCCACCAAGAAGAAAGAUAUGAGAUCCAAAGGCAGGCUGAAGAAGAGUGCGAGGAUGAAGUCGCUGCCCCACAGGGGAAGCGCAGUCGGGUAGAUAUCAACUCUUGAUUUUGCAGGGCACGGUGCACGACCGACCGUAGACCGCGUGCAACCCCAUGGAUUUUGGUUUGGUUCAGGUCUCCAGGCCAUGAAUUUCGUUUUGGGGGAGGAAUCUGUGCCGGACUAAGUAUUGAGUUUUUUUAGCCGGACCCGCCGUCGAGUCUCAUUUAGCUAUGAUAUGUAGGUCGUGUUUUCACAGUUGAUUCCUGAGCAUGGUAGCAACCGGGAGUUACAUCCCUGCGGCCUUGCCCGAGCACUGGUAUUUUGUUGCACACCACCAGCGAGCGUACGUAAGUCUUGUGGGCUUGCGUGUUUGGUUGAAAGGGCGCAAGAUGCCGCAGCUGAUCUCUUGUGUGUCGUGUGAAGAGCUAGUUUAUUGUUGGCUGCCAAGCCAGUACUCAAGCCACCCACAACAAACUACGACGACAUUUGACUUUGCCAAGUAACUUCCGCAACAUUCCCCGCCGUGGCACAGCCACCGACAGACGUAGGAUCACCUGGGUGCUUGCUGAAUGUGCCACAGUGGCGGCUCGUCGGGAGGGGUGGUUGCCGCGUGCGUAGCGGACUGAAAAGCGCUUCGUAUGGUUGGGGUUAUGUGCUGUGGCGUAAAUAUCGUUUAUUUUAAGUAUAUAUGUACGCUAAGCCCAUUUUGAUUGCGUGCUGCAUACUUCGCAAUAAUGUCGAGGCGUGCUUCGAUAGUAAUAACCUGGAGCACUUUAAGGUUUUGAGGUCUGUUGCAACCGUGCAAGGAAAACCUGCUGAACGAUGCAAUUCGCUGCAGAUUCUCCGACCGUGGGGUAGAAGGAUUUGUCUCCAAGCGUGUGCUACAGUAUGUAGUGCGGUGGUAUCAGGGAUUUACUCCUGUGUGAUUCAGCCGGGGUCCAAACGAUAAGAAAAAGGAGAGGAGCAUGCGUCAAAGGUGACAAAGCUUCCAUCAGUACUACGGUGCAUUCGGCUUCGGUUUCUCCGCGAGAGACAUCAGCAGGUUCUAUUGUAGAGUAGUCCAAAGUUGCACAAUUUUGUUGUGAUCACUCACGAAGUAGUAGGCUGGCAUCAAGCAACAACACCGAAGUACUCGCCUGGGUAACAUCGAAGCCCGAUGUCAGCCACACAACGAGCCCUUCUCGGUCCACCUUGCCGCGAUCAGCGGGAUCGAGCCUCUCCGCCAGAAGUUUGGCGUCUUCGCUAGACACUCUAGCACCCACCCUUUGGAGCUUCAAGUACCGGCGGGGGGGAGGAAGGGGACAACGGGAAUAUUGGCCGGUAGAAGACAGGGCAUCGUGAAUGUACCAGAAGCCCAACUUGCA
Molecule: messenger RNA, 2552 nt
Organism: Ectocarpus sp. CCAP 1310/34
Lineage: Eukaryota; Phaeophyceae; Ectocarpales; Ectocarpaceae
Source: the annotation of a GenBank genome assembly